AUGCGAACCGUGUGUAUGUUUGCAGUUGACCUGACCAACGGCCAACUGACACCGAACAACAACACACCGCUGUUGGCGCAGGCGCUCUCAGUGAUGAACAAUUACCAAGCAGCAGCCGCUGGAUUUGGGCCACCUGCGUCGCCACAUGCUGCCGGAGGACGAGCUGGUUUCCCGGCCGCAAGUUCGCCGGGGCCAGCGCUUGACGUGUACGGCUCGGCUGCCGACAGCGUUGGAUACGUGCAAGCCGCAAGCCCGCAACCCUCUGGAUUCCCGGCGAUCGCCGUCAGCCGUGCGCCUCUCAAUUACACCCCAGUGGCGAGCGGUGUGGCGGCGCCUAGCGUCCCGAGCAUCCGGGCGCCGCGUGCGCCGCGCUGCAGGCCCCCGCCGCCCGCUGCCCGCCCGCGCACCUCCAGCCCCGCGCCACCGACGGAGCCCCGGACACCACCGGACCCUCCCAUGAACAUCACUCCGUCAACCGCGGCGUCUCACCUUCCCCCUGUAUCCCAAUCUGUCCUCAUCCUCACAACUCCUCACCCUCAUACUCCCCCUCUCCACACUCUCUCCCCCCACCGACUCGGUCUCGUGACCCCGUCUAUUGUAAAUAACGAUAAUCUACUUUUUGUCGUGUGA
Messenger RNA from Spodoptera exigua (beet armyworm), 630 nucleotides. NCBI's taxonomy places the organism in Eukaryota, Metazoa, Arthropoda, Insecta, Lepidoptera, Noctuidae. The record is from the annotation of a GenBank genome assembly.